UGCGGUAUUGAGAAACAGAAAAGCUGCAAAAAGUGUAAUCAGCUCGUGUUGUCAUCAAGCAUUUUUCCAGCCGAUUUUCGCGUGGAAAAAGCUUAACGAUAGUCUAAAAUUAUGUAGCUAAAACGAGGUGCAACGGAAGCAAACCGCUAAACAGUACGUGGGUAGGAAGUGAACGGGUCUGGCCGUGGUGUCCAGAAUGCCGUGCCAGGGCUGUUGUGUUUAGGAAUUGUGUUAGUGUCGUGUAAUCCCGCAGCAGCAUAGAAUCUGACGCAUGCAUUCAUGGAAAAGAAGGCGGAAAAAAGUAACACACAACUGGCAGUCGCAGAACCGGUGAUGGUGAAAGUGAAUGUGUACAGUAAAGCAUAAGGUGGAAAAACGUGCAUUGCAAUAUAUAAAAAAGUAGAAACACUUGCGUUAAAUGUUUUUUGUGCGUUUUUUUUUCUGUUGUUGUGCAUGAAGAUAUAAAGUGAAUCAUAUUUGUAACAUACAAGUGCACACACAGUGGCAAUCCAGCGGGUGGUGCAGGUUAUGUUUGGCAACCCUUCACAUAAGUAAACGGUCCUGUCAGUUCAAGACCGGAAGCGAGCAUGGAUCCGGAGCAAAUUCUUCUGGACGGUAAUGAUUUCGAGGACGGUUCGGAUUACGGUGAUUACGAGUUCAUACAGGACCAGGAUGCACUAUCGUUGAAUGCUCCGCUUGACACCAUUCUGGACCCAUCGGCUGCACCAGUUUCGUGUCAAUCGUCUCCGAACGAAGACUCGUUGGCGAUAUCGCAGAACCUGGAUGAACAGACGGUUGGUGACACUGGCAGUAGCAACAGCAACAGUAACGGCAGCAACCAUCGGGAUACGAUACGUAUCAUCACGCAACAGGGUCAACCGAACCGGCCACAACAUCAGAAGCUAACGAUCAAAACAAUUAUCCUUAGCGGUUCGGGCCCGUCCUCAUCGAUCGCCGGCGUUACCACAAGCGGCUCUGGCACGUCUCUGGUUACGCUCAACAGUGGGACAGCAUCGUCUUCCUCUUCGAACGCUUCGUCACCUGCCUCAUCGUCCCCAUCGUCCGUGUCUUCGCCGGCACCGGCAAUCGGUGGUUCCGCUGCCCCGGUACGGUUCGGUCUUGGCGGUGGCAAACCAUCGGCAGCGGCACUACGCCGCGGGCCCGGACGACCGAAAAAAGAUUUCAUUCCCCUGCUAAAGAUGUCAUCAUCCGGUGGUGGCGCAAACUCCACCGGACCGGCCGGUACCGGCGUGUCCGGAUACGUCGGUACGUCCACGAUGAUCAAGCUGAGCGGGGCUACGAUCGCGGCCGCUGCAUCAUUAGGCGGUGGCAACACAUCACCCUCAUCCGAGAGCAAGAUCGUUAAAAGUCCAAGAACCCCGUUUCCACUGCUUUUUAGAUAUAAGAGUACUAAUGUUGUUCGUGGUGGUAUCCCUAAAAGGAAAGUGGAACUAGCCGCCAUUGCAAUGCACGAUAGCACCGUCGCGACCACCAUUACUUCCAGCACCACCGCGGGCGUAAGAAGCCCUUCCGGUAGUACGUCUCUGCCUUUAUCUUCACCGACGGCUGGCACACCAACGUCUGGCGGUGGUGGAUUUGGUUCACUGUUAUCUUCCCCGAACGAGGACGGUCCGACGGGUGGUGCCAGUACAGCAAACAGCUCCGUAGCAUCGACACCGACCGGAGAGCUGGAAGCUGAUCCGGCGCAGCUGAUGCCGGCACCCGACGAUAUGCCGUACUUUCCCGAGAAGUAUCCGGGCAAGCUGUGCAUCCUGUGCAAUCUUGGCGAACGCAGCCAGCUUGGACAGGGUGAAAUGUUGCGCAUCGAGAUGACGCUGGCCGCGGAUCAGAUUGCGUCCGCUUUGUCGCAGGAGGAAAAGCCGCAAACGACGGGUAGUAGUUCAACCGGGUCGGGCGACAGCUUCGGUGACAAAAGUCCGAGAGCGUCCAGUUUGCUGGGACCGCCACAUUUUGGUAGCAGCAAGCGGCAGAAAGGUUCAAACAAGUGCAAAAAUCCAAUACCAAACGCAGAGUAUACGGACGAGCUGGAAAAGAUCGGCCAUCUGGAGGUGCUUGAUAGCUCGAUCAAUGAUGGAGGAUAUUUCUACAUUCAUCGGUCAUGUGCGCUUUGGUCGUACGGGGUCGGUCGGGAUCCGGUGAGUGGAACGCUUAGCAACCUGGAGGUGGUUGUAGUUCAAAGUCUUAGCAGAAGGUGUCACUUUUGCACACAUUUCGGUGCCAGUUUAUCGUGUAAGAUGUCUUGCCCUAAGUGGUAUCACUUUCCGUGCGUUGCUGCGUCCGGCGGAUUUCAGGUCAUACAGACGUACAGCAUCUUCUGCAAGGAACAUCUGGGACAAGUGCCUUUAGUGUGUACGGAGGACAUAAAUUGUCGGCAGUGUUCGGCACUGGGCGAUGUCGGCAAUCUGAUCAUGUGCUCCAUCUGUGGCGAUCACUACCAUGGUACGUGCGUGGGGUUGGCCCAGCUACCCGGCGUACGGACCGGCUGGCAGUGUAACUCUUGCAAAAAGUGCCAAAUCUGUCGUGUACCUGAUUCGUCCGAGGGUCGGUCGGUGGCGUGCGAGCUGUGCGAUAAGAUCUACCAUGCCAGCUGCCUUCGACCGAUCAUGACAACGAUACCGAAGCUCGGCUGGAAGUGUCGCUGCUGUCGGGUAUGUUCGGACUGUGGAGCACGAACACCCGGUGCCGGUGCAUCCUCCCGAUGGCACUCACACUAUACCGUCUGUGACUCGUGCUAUCAGCAGCGCAACAAAGGCUUCUCCUGUCCGAUUUGUCACCGGGCGUACCGGGCGGCGGCCCAUCGGGAAAUGGUAAAGUGUAGCGUGUGUUUUAAGUUCGUGCACAGUACGUGCGAUUCCGAUGCGGAGCUGUCCGUGUACAAUGCGCGCAAGGAAGCCAACCCGGACUACGAGUAUCUGUGCAGCCCUUGCAAAACGGUAAUACACAGCGGACGUUUGGCUGCGGCCCUGCGCCGUAGCAGCAAUGUGGACGAGGACAGUAUGUCACUGUCGCAGGAAAGCCUUAACGAUGAGGCAAUGGAUGUGGAUGGACCGGACGGUCGUGAAAGUGCGGUACGAGACAGGUUGGAGCGGUCCGGCGGUUCGCUGGAUGUCGGCCUCGGUAAAGGGAAACCGUACGUAGCCAGUAAAAUAGCGAAAAAACGGCUCGGACUGUCGCUUGCCGGUGGUCUAGCCGGUAACCGACCGAAGGGGCUUGGUAAAGGAUUUCAGAAAAAAUCACGUCUUGCGGACAUUACGCGUAAACGUGGCUCGAAAGCAAAAAUGCGUGGAAUUUUCGGUGUGCCUGGGUUGGGACUACAACGUCCCACGGCCGAUCUUGCCCUAACUGCGAAAGCGAACGAGGAGGAACCGGGUGGAGAGAAUCGGUUAGUGUUAUGCUCGGCAAAGGAUAAGUUCGUACUGACGCAGGACAUUUGUGUGAUGUGUGGUGCGAUCGGUACGGAUCAGGAAGGGUGUUUGAUUUCCUGCACCCAGUGCGGCCAGUGCUACCAUCCGUACUGUACGAACGUGAAGGUGACGAAGGUAAUACUGCAAAAGGGUUGGCGCUGUUUGGAUUGUACGAUCUGUGAAGGAUGCGGCCAGCGGCAUGACGAAGCGCGCCUUAUACUGUGCGACGAUUGUGACAUCUCGUACCAUAUCUACUGCAUGGAUCCACCGCUGGAACAGGUGCCGCAGGGCACGUGGAAAUGUAAGUGGUGUGCAAUGUGCCUUAAGUGCGGCGCCAACAGCCCGGGCUACAACUGUACCUGGAUGAACAGCUACACAGAGUGUGGACCGUGCGCUAGUCAGCAGAACUGCCCGUCGUGUAACGAGGGUUACGCCGAGGGUGAGUUGAUCAUACAGUGUCAUCAGUGUGAACGGUGGCUGCACUGUUUCUGUGAUCAGAUCAAAAAUGAAACCGACGCGGAACGAUGUGCCGAGGAUGGGUAUACCUGUAUGGCCUGCCGUCCGGCAGAACAACCUCCACCGCAUCUAGUACCGAAGCGAAAAACGUCCACCAUUGCCCCGAUGGUGGUGGCGAAUGCGACUACCGUUUCGAAAACAAACGCCAAACCGGAAGAGAAAAUUGUGCCACUCGCACUGGAGGGUAACCAUUAUCUGGAUGGUGUGUGUCUGAGCGAGCACGGUUUGCAUCAGAUCAAAGCACUGCAGGCAGAGUUUGGUAAGCGUGGCAAACGGAAACCGAAACUGCCGCUCGAACCACCGCCAACCGAAAAGGACGCUGGCAUACUGGCGGCGAUCGAGUCGGUAGUUGCGGGCAGUAGUCACGAUAACUCGCUCGAAGAAAUGCGUCUCGAACCGUUGGAUCCGAAGGAGGAGGCAGAAAUCUACAAAGACGGUAUGGUGUGGAACGAUCCAACACCACCGGAAGGGUUUGCGCUGUUUACGACGGAAAACGGUACGGUCGUGCUGCGUAAGAAACGGCAGCGAAACCUGCAAAAACUAGGCAUCGGUGGUUUCUUCGUGCGGAACCGUGGCAUACGAACGAAGGACGGCAAGGAGGACGAAGAUCUGGUGGAUGGGCUGGCAGAGGACGGCACGGAUGGGGCAGGUGGUGCGGGUGGAACAAAACCAAAGAAGAAGCCAAUCCGACGCAAGCCGAAGAGUAAGCUAAUAGAAAUCUAUCCCAGCAUUCUGCAGGAUGCAUUUUUCGGUCGGACGCUGCUCAACUCGAACAUGCCCAUGUUUGAGGCACCGGCAAGCGAUGAUGACGGGGUGCGCAGUGACGUUUCCGACGACAAAACGUUAAAGCUGACCGCCGAAGAGUUGAAGCUAUUCGAGGCUGUGAAAAGUAAGCAGGAGGAAGUGGGCAGUCAAUCUAAGGACCAUUCCGAACAUCCGGCCAUUUCAGCCGCUGCCAUCGCUGGUCAGAUUGGGCAGACUGUGAAGAGUCCAGCGAAUGUAGCGGCACUGUCACAAAAUGUUGGACAACAGCGACCAACAACCACUACGGCAGCAGUGUCGCAACAGCAUCCCGGUACGAAUGUACCAUCAUCAUCAGCUGUGCUUUUGUCUUCCACCGGUUCGAACCCUGCAGUUAGCAAUUUUAACUCGAAAGAUACACCGAACGGUGUGCAUGUGGGAACGAACAGCAACACCACCACCAAGAUGGAGGAAGACGAAAACAGCGACACGGAAGCGUUGAACGAUGUGCUGGGUUUGCCGAACGAUUUAAUAGAGGAAGAUUUCGUAAGCCAAAUCAUGACCGAGGACGAGCUGAUGAAACAUUCCGGAGCAUUUGAUGAGCUGGCGACAGAUCCGGAGCUAACCGAUACGUUGGCAAAAUCGUCGAAAGAUGAGCUGGUAGAUAUGUUGAGCCCUCACUUUGAUCUGACCAACAUCGGUCAGAUGGAUAGCAAGGUGGUGGAGGAAAUUUUCAAAACCGUUCUUACGGACGAAUCACAGGAAUCUCAGGAAUCAAUGCUUGCCAGUUCUAUGACACCCUACACCUCAAACACAUCGACACCCUCUCAUAGUGCCGAUGUAACGAAAAAGGCUGUGAACACACGAUACAUUGCAACGGGCGGACAGACGAUGGUACAAACACCACAGCCGCAACAUUCAAUGCAAGAUCCGCUUCAAUCACAGCAGCCACCACUGCCGGUUACGCAUCAGCAAACACAACAACGAUCAUUGCAGCAGCAGAUAGUGUUAUCGCAAUCGAUACAACCUCCCAACCAGCAGACCGUGCUUUCGGACCAGCAGCAACAGCAGCAGCAGCAACCGUCCAUCGGUGCCAUAAUGGGUAGUGUACAAGCGACGAGUCAAACGACUCAGCAGAUAAGCAAUCCGAUGGCUGUGAUGCCUCAGUCACACAUAUCGCAGACCGGCAUCGGACAACAGGGACCGAUGGGUGGACAGAUCAUGCUGCAACAGCAGCAACAACAGCAACAAUCUCAACACCAACCUGGAAGCGGUGGAAUUAUGUCAACCGGCAUUAUGCAACCAUCGGGUAUGGGUCCUAAUGUAACCCAACAGCAGCAACCACAGGGGAUGUCCAAUACUUUCUCCAUGAUGCCGCAACAGCAACCGCAGCAACAGAUGUCACUGCCGGUCGGGACAGUGGUCGAUGCAAACACGCCAAAUCAGCAACAACUAUCUCGAGGGUAUUUUUCCAAUGACUUCCAUUCACACAGCACCAUGCUUGGCGGAUAUCAGGAUCCCGUACAGAAUCAACCGUCGGGUACGAUUACGGCCCAGCCACAAAUACAACCGACCGGUCAGUGGACGAAUCAGAACCUACAAUCGGUACCGAGCUCAACACCGAUGGAUACUACACCGGUAUCGGUUCCAAUUUUACCGGGCGUACCAACCGGUACGGGCGCGGUUGGUGAAAUGAUCGGUACCUUAGACGACACGAAUGUGAAAAGUGCGCAAAAAUUGUCCGACAAAAUGCGCAAGGAUGAAAUGCUGGGAGAUAUGUCAACGAUUUCAUCCGUGCUGUACUGCAACAUGCGCCAUCCAGAGCUGAAAACGGAGUUUCCCAACUGGAACGAUCGUUGGAAACAAAUCAGCAAACGGUGGCGAUUGUUGUCGAACGAGGAAAAGCAACCGUUUCUACAGCAGGCCCGUGACAAUCGGUCCGCCAGCAAGAUGAAGAAAACGCAACAGGUACCACAAUUAUCACCCAAAGAUGGCAAUAGCAAUAGUUCUGGUACGAUGAACAUUGUUGGCCCAUCGUCCGCAUCUUCCCCCUCUUGUUCCUCAUCAUCGAACAUAUCGGGAUCGCUAACAACGGAAUCGGGUUCAAUCUUAAUCGGUUCGGACCAAACGGUGGCGGCUGGCGGUUUGGUUCAGCAGCAUCCAAUCAACAUACAUCAUCAUCCGCAGCAACAACAGCAGCAGCAGCAGCAGCAGCACCAGCAGCAACAGCAAGUACCCGGUGGUCAUCAACCGAUGCUGCAGCAAACAUCACACGGACAGCAGCAGCAGCUGCUGCACGGCAACGCGCCGCUACAGUCCCAACUACUUGAGGAUCAAGAUAAGAUAAAUGCACAGCAGAAAAGUAUGCGUGAAGCGGAACAGGAACGGCAAUGGAAGCAGUUGCAGCAGCAACGCGCACGCGAACAACAAUCGCAACAGCAUUUGCUAUUGCCCGAGCAAAGGAUGCAAGGUGAUCCCACCAUGCAGCUACAGGUGGCGACCGAUAUUGGAACUGCCGGCGUUGGACCAAUGGCAAGCCCAUCGCCCAAUUCGCGCGGUCCUUUCGUGUCGCCAGUCAGCAAAAAUCGUAUGGUACCGGCCGUAGGUACGAUGGGCAUGAAUGCACCAUCCAGUCCGGUUUCAGGCAACUUUCAGCAUCCCAGUAUGGGUAUGCCGGCCAGGGGACUUCCUGUACAGAUGCAGCAACAGCGUCAAAUUCCCGCGCAAGUUGGUGGUCCAACGGUGCGAAUGCCGUUAAGUCCAUUUUCGCCGCAAUCACAACAGCCCCAAUCACCCCACGAUAUUCUGCCCGAAUCACCAGCCAGCCAGCAUUCCGGGAUGGAUCCGUUCGUACGGCCCCCGUCGGAGGGUAUGGCCGACACGUACGCGGUGCAUCAUUCACCCCAAACGCCCCGUUCGAUGGGACACCAAAGUCCGGUUGCGGCAACGAAUAGAAGCCCGGCAUACUCGGGACCACAGAUGGGCACGAAUGCGGCCGGCACACCGACCGGCAUGCGUAUCAACACGAUGGAUUCGUAUGCUGCAGCACCGGGCACGCCAAGGCCACAAUUUUCCACCGGCACCUCAAGGCCAACGGUAUACGCGCGUCCAAGUGAAUUGUUCAAUCUUAUGCAAAACUCUCCGUUUGCUUCACCGCGCUCGGAAGGUUUCGCACAGUCGCCGCAGGAAGGAAAUCGACAGCUGCGUGAUUUGUUACAACGGCAGCAACUGCCGGCACCGAACAAUCCGGUCAGCGGCUCAACCGUGGGUGGUACCAACUUAAUGCAGCAGCAAACUGCCGCCCAACAGUCGCCUCAGUCAGUACAAUCUCCUGGUGGAUUUAUGGACGAUCAACAGCAUCAGCAGCAACAACAACAGCAACAACAGUCCCAGCAACUUCAGCAGCAACAGCUUCAGCAGCAACAACAACAACAACACCAGCAACAGCAACAAUUGCAACAGCAGGCUCAGCAGCAAUCAUCACAAAUGCAUCAUCAACAAUCACAGCUACAGCAGCAGCAACAACAGCAGCAGCAACAGACAGGAAUAGUACAAACCCAAGGAACAGUAAUGCCUUCUAGUCCGACCGAUAUGGGAACAUUCAGGCAACCAUUGCCACCAAAUAUGAUGGCACGCCCGCGCAUGCCCGGCACAAUGAUUCGUCCAUCGGGCAACAUUGUUCUUGGUGCGAACAAUCAAAUAUUAGUACGUCAGCAAAUCGUUCGCACGGGCGGCCCUAAUCAAAUGGUCAUCACACAGCAGGGCAUGAUACAGCAGCAACAGUCCGGCCAAAUAAUGCGCCAACGCAUGCAGCUUGUUGGACAAACCGGAACCAACGCCCCGGAUGGUACGCAAUUUGUAACGCCCAACGGUCAGCUAAUACAUUCGCAGCAACAGCAGCUGCUGAAUCAGCAGCAGUCACAAGUAUUAACCACUUCCCAAACCGAUCAGCAAAACAUAGCGCUACUAGCGCAACGGCUUGCGGGUGAAGGUGAAGCACACGCGCCUUCCCAAAACAUUUCCCGUGGACCGCAAGCAGCACCGCAACAGCAGGCUGCAUCAAAUCAGCAACAAGCGGCGAAUUCUGCGGGUGGUCCCCAAUCGGAAGGUUCGUCCGAAAUUCCCGACAGUGUCAGUGCCGAACUGGAAAAGCUGGAACAGGAAGAUAAUACCGGUAUGGGCGAGGUGGAAGGUGUUGGUGAUCUACUCGGUGAGCUCGAUGAUGAUGAUGCGGAGCUGCUCGAUUCGUUGACUGCCGAAAUGGGUGAUCACUUCAACAUACUCGAGUAUGCCGAUCCUGAACUGGAUACAACGGAUGGUGAAAAGUCUAACCUGCUCGAUAGCUUAGAGUUGGACGAUGAAGCGAAAGAUGCCGAAGCGAAAACAAGGCAAAAGCAGGGUGAAAAUGUUGAUUCAACGUAUGAGAAAAUGGAAGAGCAAAAUAAACAGGUCGGUGGAGCAACGGUUGCAAGAAACAUGGCGCCGGGUGGAAUCGUACAGCAAGACAUUUCAAACGCAGGCGUAGUUGGACAAAAUACGAUGCAAAACAGCAACUUUGCCCCCGUUCAGAACCAAAUGAUGCAACAACAGCAGCAACAGUUUGGACAGCAGCAGAUGCUUAACACCGUUACCGGGCCGCAACAGAAGCUUUCGGCGGCGACCCAAAUGAAAACGUUACGACCGAACUUAAUAGGGCCACCUUCCAUGCAGCAAAUGCAACAACAGCAAUCACAGCAACAGCUGCAACAAGGAGUUGUCGUCGGACAAAAUACAAUUGUUGGCGGUCCUAGGAUGAUGGCAGCAGAUGGAACUGUUGUUGGAACCGCAACCAUGAAGGCUGGCUUCAUGAACCAACAGCGCAUGCAGCAGUUAAAACAGCUUGGACCAAAUGGUGGAGGUGGUAUGGUGCAGAACAUCAUACCGACCGGUCAACCGCAACCAAGGAUGAUACAUCAAAUGGCUGGUAACAGGAUGAUACAGACGCCUUCCAACCUCCCAAUACAGGCGCAGCAAUCGCACCAGCAGCAGCAGCAGCAGCAGCUCAACGCAGGCGUUACCAACCAGUCGCAAAUUGCAAUGCAACAGCAACAUCAGCAACAACUGCAAGCCCAGGUACAGGGCGUUCAACAGCAGCAGCAGCAGCAGCAGCAGCAACAGCCUACAGCUGUUGGUCAGCCACCGCCUCCACCGUACCCGGAACCGCCUCCACCGUAUCCCGGUAACCAAUCUGGACCAAACGUACCGAUUGGUGGAAAUCCAAUGCAGGAGCAGCGUCUAUUGCUGGAAGACAUGGUGGAACAGGAAAAGCGUGAACAGGCCAAUCAAUUGCAGCACGCCGGUGAAAUGCCAUCCAAUCAAGGCAUGAUGAAUGAUCAGGAUUAUGAUAGAUUGCUGAAUAACCAGCAAGGUGUUGGCCGUCCCUUACAGCAGCAACCGGGUAUGGUAGCAGCACAGCAAAUCCAAACCCAGCAGCUGCAAUCGCCUACGGUGAUGCACCAACAGCAGCUUCAAAUGCAAUCACCCAACGGUGGUCAGUUUAUGAUACAACAGCAUCAACAGCAGCAACAACGCAUGACUACACAACAAUGGCGUCCAAUGGCACCAUCGCAGUCAACACCGAACCAGGGUGUUAACGUAAUUGGGCAGCAGCAACAGCCACAAAUAGCUGGCGGUGGCGGACUUAUUAAUCAGCUGCCAAAAAAUACGACGGUAUCGAUGACGCCGGUUCCAUCGCCCUCGUCGACCGGAACGGGUACCGUUCCGCCGCAAACUGAUCCUUCGGGCAACAAAUCGAUACCACUGUUCCAGGCGAAUCUGCAGCCACAACCACCGCAACCACCAGAGACGAUCGCUACCGAGCAAGAUCGGUUGCUGCAGAUAAACUACGAAACCUGGCUAAAUCAGCAAAAUACCGUGCUAUCAAAUCAGCUAAAAUACUACGAAACUGAAAUAGUGAAACUGCGAAAGGUGAAAAAGCAACUCAAUACCAAGCAGCGACAUUUGCGCAAACAGGGCAACGAGCUGACGGAGCACGAUGCAAAAGAACUGCAACGAAUCACUGCGGAUCAUACGAUCAUACAGAAGCAGCUGGAAAAUGCUCGACGCCAACAACGGCAACAUUCGGUGAUACUGCAAGAGUACAAAACGAAACAUCAGUCGAACAAAGCACAAACUUCCGGUUCGACAACACCGGUUGGAGCACCUGGCAGUUCACCGGCUCAAUCGCUUAUCGCGCCACCGUCUCCAUUGAUGUCGCCAUCUCCGAGCUCUCAACCUGGUCCGCUUUAUCAUCCCCCGGUACAGUCACCAUUGGGCAAUCCCAUUCUGCAGCCUAAUCAAAGCCCGCUGCACUCACCCAGUCCGCUGCUGUCUCACAGCCCGGGUCCGGCCAGUGUUAACUCAUCCGUUCUGCAAAGCCCAGGCGGCAAUCAUACGAAUUCGAACAGUGCAAUGUCGCCGUACAGCACGAUGCAACCUUCGCCCCGCAUCGGAACACCGCAUUCACAGAUUGAUGAAAAUCCGUUCAGUCCCGGUCCCGGUGGUCCUUCACCGUCUCCAUCACUGCCCGGACGAUUGACGUCUCCAGCACCACGAAUGACCUCACCCCAGCAUCGUAUGGCCGGACAGCAGCUGGUAGUUGGUGGUGCAGGCCGCAUGGUACCUAGCCCUGGCAAUCAAUUUAAUCAGCAAGGCAUGACGAUGCAAAACUCCAUGAUGAACCCACAAAUGCCGCAACAACAGCAACAGCUUCAGCAACAGCAACAGCUACAACAGACGCGCUUUGUAAGGCCUCAAACCAUACCGAACGAUCCGAAUGUGCGAAUGCGAGUUGCAAACAGUAUACAGAUGCAACAGCAGCAACAACAACAGCAACAACAACAACAAAUGAUGGUUCAAAAUCCUAACAUUCGUCAGGUACAGCCGGGUGCUGUUGUAGGCACUGGUUACAACUCUCCAUUGGGGAGCCCACAGCCGAUCAUGUCACCGGGUGGUAGCAUGAACCAGCAACAACAACAACAACAACAACAAAACAUGCAACAAUCGCAACAGUCGAUGGAUCCACGCUCAAUGCAGCUGUUUCUACAGCAACAACAACGUAUACAACAAAUUCAACAACAACGUCAACAGAUGAUGCAACAACAACAGCAGCAACAGCAGUCACCGCAGCACGGUGGUUCUACAGCUACUGGAGCAAUGAUGCAUCAACAACAACAGCAACAACAACAGCAACCUAAUCAGCAGCAGAUGCAACUAAUGCAGCAACAGCAACAACAAUUGCAGAUGCAACAGAUGCAACAACAGCAGCAGCAAAUGCAGCAACAACAGCAACAGCAGAUGAAUUACGCAAAGCAAAGUCCGAUUCAUCAGCAACCACCUUCACCGCUGUUGAAUCAUGGCGGUGGAAGUACACCCACAUCUUCACCGAUGCCCCAAAGCCCGAUGAUGUACUACAGCCAACAGCAACCACAACAACAGCUGCAACAGCAACAGCAGCAGCAACAACAGCAACAAGGGCAACAGAUGCAGCAGCAGCUGAUGCGCCAGCAAUCGAUGCCAAACUGUGAAGGCUACUCCAAUGCGGGUGGCGGCGGUGGUAUGAACCAUCCGUCCAAUCCGAUUCCGCUGCCAUAUGGGAAGUUCGGUUACAUCAAGCUCGGUCUUCGCGGUGGUUCCCCAAUGUGGGGUAAUGCACGAGGGAAUAAGCGUGCCAAUCCGGUCGCACAGUUUCAGCAACAGCAGCUGCAAAAACAACAGCAAUUGCAGAAACAACAACAACAACAACAGCAAACUGUUGCUAGUGCUAGUAACGCGGGCACAUCUGGAACACGCACGCCGCAAGCUACAAUUUCGUCCGAAGUGAGAAAGCAACCCGGUAACGCAACCGGUGCAUUUAUACAGCAUCGCAAUCGCAUCACUAUCGUACAGAAACCGGCCGGUAGUGUAACGGCGGCCGUAAUGAACGCCGUCGGUGUCACCCUGAAGCCGGUAGGGGGUGGUGGAACGGAUACGAUAGUCAACAGUAACGCCAACAGCAGCUCCAAUGUGGAAGAGAUCGUGGUAAUUGACAGCAGUCCGGAUGAGAAACAGCAGCGAUUGCUGGAUUAUGACGAUGAUAACGAUAAGACGCUGGUCGGUACGGAGGUGUCACUGAACUCGGUAGCACAGCACGGUGUCGAUGGGGAUGAAGCAAUCAUGGAACCGUUCGGUACCGGUACGCCAGCGGGAUAUGAAAUCGUUGGAAGUCCGCUCGAUUCCCAGAUCGCUGCCGGUGAAUAUAAUCUCUUCUCGGACGACGUGGUUGAGUGUGUGGACAGUGAGGAUGGGACGAGCGUUUCGGGUGCAAAGAAGGACACCCGGAUGGUUGCCGUGGAGCUGCUGAUGGAUGUGGUCGACAGCAGCUCCAAGGAUAAACCAUUGCUGGGCAGCUCGGAAAUCGAGAUAGUGGAAAGCAUAGACGAGAGUAGCAUCGGUACGACAGCGGAAGAUUUUGAAGCAAUGAUCGACAGCCGGCCGAAAGCAAGUACACCGCCAGUGGUUGUUGCGGAAGUGCAAAGUACCGCACCGAAAGCAGAUACCACUAACGCGCGAAAGGAAGAGAAGAUCGUUGAAAAAGCAGCUACUCCCAAGAAAGAAGUUACGGUGGUAACAGUGCAGCAGCAGCAGCAACAGCAAAAUCCAAAGCCAAUCUCGUACCCGACCGCGCGCAUUGCUAUCCAGCAAGCUUUGAUGCAGAACCGUCCAAUCGUUGCUGCCGGUCAUCAGCGUUUCGUGAAGGAUGCAACCGAAUCGACGGCAAAGCUGUCCAUCGGCAACACUACCAUCUCGGUGCCGAUACUGAAAAGCUUUCCAACGGCCGGCACACCUUCGAAACAGUCCGGCGGGGAACAGAGUGUCGCGAGCAAGGCCGCCACAAUUGCUACGCAUUCGAAGAAAAUUAUCAACACCUCGGGCGGGCUAUCGAUCAGCAACAUUGCCAAAAGCCCGUCCGGCGGUACCGUGAUUGCAGUGGCAGGUCAGAAAAUUAACACCACAAGCAUCGUAACGCUUUCGUCGCUAAAUCUUAACCAAUCGUCACCGUUCAUAACGAAAACGUUUGCGCGUCCCGGUGGUGCGUUAACCAUACAGCAGCAAAAGCAAAUACCCCUCGGUUCGCAGAUAAAAAUUCAGCAAAAUCCACAAUCCAUAGCAGCAGCCACAGCCGGAAUUCAACAGCAACAAGCCACCCAACAGGCCGUCACCAUUUCGGCGGCGAAUGCUAACCUGGCGAGCGCUUCAACCGUCGGCACGAGCAUGGCUUUUGCCGUGGCGCAAGGCACUGGCCAACAUUCGGCCAUAGCACAGCAGCAAAUUGAGGGUAUCGUUGUGAAAACGGUUACCAAACCAAAAGUAUCAUCGUCACCGAGCCUGAGCUAUGCAAAGCUAUCUUCCCUUACCGUGACGCAAGAUGCAUCACUGCCGACCAAAAUCUUUGAAGAUGAUUCUAUCUCACCGGACAGUUCGAUUAGCCAGGAAGAUACGGAGCAGCUGCCGUUGGAUAAAUCCGAUCUACCCGGACCAGAUGAUGGCACGGCGAAAACUGUUACCACCGUUCUAGCGGAACCAUCGACCCAAGGCAGCCAAGACAGCGCAGCCAACGCGGAACCAAACCAAACGUCCGAAUCGAGCGUCAAGAGCAAGCAGAACAUCAUUCCGGUACAUGUGAUAGCAAAAUCGCGCGAAAAUUCACGCAGUCCCAUAUUAACCGGAGCGUCGGGUCAGCGCAUCGUCUCAUCGAUGCCACAGCUGUCACCGUUGUCGCAACCGAACGAGCUAACGCUAAAUGCGAUGAAUGUGUCCCAGCAGGUGCGUUCAAUCAUGUCCUCAAUAAGCGUCUCUAACGCAGCGAACGUUACGGUCAGCAGCGCACCGAGUGUCGUACUGUCCGUGGCACCAUCCGUCCUGACCACGGCGUCCGGCGUACCGACCACGAACGUAUCGACGGUGGCAGCAAGCAACAUAUCCACCAUAACGUUCGACACAAUACUUCCCUCGAAAGGUGACAACAUGAGCAAAACGGAAACAAUUGCUAGCAUUCUGAAAACGGUGUCAGGAAAAACGAUUCUCCCAGCGGCAGCGAUCGCUAGCAAUACGAACCUGAUAAAAACUUCCGAGCAGAGCGGUGGACCAUCGUUAACGUCGACCACCAUCACGCAGAUACCCGGUACAAAGCUGAUCACGCAACAGCUGCAACUGAGUCGGCUUCCCGGUCAAACGAUUGGCGGUGGUAACAGUGGUAACUUUCUCGUUGUCAAACAGUUGCGCACACCAAACAAGCAGCCAGGUCAAAACCACACCCAGAAGCAGCUGGUCGUACUAACGCAGCAGGCACAAGGAGGACAGCAAAUUAAGCUACAAUCGCAUCAACCGCAACAGCUGGCGGCUGGCAACAGUGUCAUCAUACAGAGCCAACCGAGCGGUACCGGCGGUGGUAGUUUUGUGAAGAUAUCGGCAGCAACACCCACCAUAGUGUCCACCGGUGGUGAUUCAACGAGCAAAUCGACCACCACAACGGUUGACACGAACAGUACUAGCGGGAUUGCGACCAUACUUAGCAACGCGAACCAACAUAAAGCGCUAGCCACGCCGCAACAAACCGCACAACAAGUUCAACCACAUGCAGCACCGAUGCAGAGUUCUUCAGCACAGCAAAUAAUAUGCACCAAUCAGGCAACGGGACAGACAAGGAUACUUAAUCUCGGCACCGUGGUAGCAACCGGUGACGGAACGUCUAGCAGCCAAACGAAAUCGAUCGUAAUGAGCGCGUCACGGGCCGCAACGAUAACCAGUAUCAACGUAACGUCAACCACAGCAACGCCCGUUGCCAGUAUCUUAAGCGCCACGCUAUCGCAACCGCUUAUAAAAACUGGACACAUACCAUCUUCCAUUACGACGUUGCUCCAAAGCCAGCUGCAGAGUGCGGCUUCAUUCCGUCGGUCCAAGUCUACCGAUGAGGCACCGGUCCAUGUACAUGGGCGUGAAACGGCAUCGCAAAUAUUGAGCAAACGGCUCAGCCUGGAGGCAACGAACGUCGUGAAAAGCGAACCAGUCGAUAGUGCAUCAGAUGAGGCAAGCGUAAGUUCGACAUCCGCGUCCACGUCGACGCCAGCAUCCGGCAGUGGAAAUCAAUCGAAGGGCGAUACAUCCGGUACCGCUGGUGGAUGUAAAUUCUCCACCAUGACUUCUUCCGGGUCGGCUGCAAAGUCGGAAGAUUCACAAAACGUUUUGUUGAAGCAGCUGUUGCAAAACAGUGGAGGAACGACCGCAUCGGUAUCAUCACCGGCACCAUCACCGAUCAGUGGCCGUACCGUGCCAAGUUUGAUAACAAGCCAGCGAGCGCCAAGCUUGGGUGUGGUUAGUUCGCUCGAAGCCCAGCUAGCGCGUCCCGUAAUUCCACCGUCGGCAAAUCCUCCAGCAAUACAAAUCAUUAGCACGCAAGCCAUACCGUCGAUAGCAGCCGCAAUCACGUCCAUAUCGUCGUCGACUGCAUCUUCAACGACUUCGGUCACUGUUGCUGCGCUGACGAAUUCAUCCACCACCGCGUCCACCGGAAGCACGGUAACAAGCAUGGCGGUAACUACGGCAGUCAACAGCAGCAGUUCCAGUGUUACCAGCAACAGUACGGUGGAAGCUACGAAAACGAAACUCAUCUCCAGAGAAACUUCCUUCGUCUCCAAACCAUCCGGAAUAUCGUCGAGCCAUCCGACACCGAACCUAGCUGCAAAUAUGCUGGCCGCUAGCAUAAAGAAGGAAGAAAUGCUACAGGCCGCAGCAGCGGCGGCAUCGGGCAGUUUUCCCACCGGCGUCCCGGCAGCGGGCGUCGCCCAGGGCACGGUGAAAAUUGAAUCUGGCUCGAUUACCGUAACGCAGAUUCAAACUUCACAACCAUCGACCGUUACAUCGCAACAGCUACAGACAACGGUGAAGUCAUCCGUGCCGCAGCAGCAAGCGAACUCUCAACAAUUUCAACAGCAAAACAACCAACUACAGACAAAAGCGUCCAGCGCACCGGUCGUAGUGUCCGUGAGCGCUGCCCCGAAUGUUGCUGAUACAAAUGUAACCAUCACGAAACGUGACCUUCAAACAACGCAAACAACCGCAAGCGUUACGCCAGUGUUGCAAACGGGCAUCAGCGUGACAGUGACGACCAAAAAUGUCCCAGCUGAUGAGCAGAAACGGUUCGUGCCGAGUCCGGUACAGGUUGGAGAAACGACAAUUGUUCGAACUCCUACGCCAACACCAUCCACCGGACCGUUGCAACAACCGCCCAAGUCGUCUCCCGUUGCCCCAAGACCUGAAACACCGGUUGAAGUGAAGAAAGAGUUGGAAUUACCGAUAGGCAGUGGGACAACAUCUGUGUCCACCAUCACCACUACGGCUGGUGCAACUAGUUUAGCUGCGACGCAACCAAUCUCGACGAUGGGUCCUCCAGUAUCAAUGCCACCGUCCGUCUCACCAGCAACGGCUCAAACAACACCGGCACUAAAGUCCCCACUAACGCCAACUGCCAAUGAUCCUAUUACGGCAACAAGCGUUUCACCAGCUGCUGCGAGAACAGAAGCUGGCCCUUCCCCUAUGGGAACCGCCAUCGUCAAGGAGGAACCGAUCGAUAAUAACUCAGCCGAGCAGGCAGCUAAAAGGGCGGCAGAAAUUGCGCUCGAGCUCAAGAAGAAAAAGCGUCGCGAGUAUCAGAAAAAUCGCCGACAGAUGCAAAUUCAAUCAAACAAGGACAACCAGCACAGCCAGGCUAAGAAGAAGCCGAAAAAGUCGGUCAAAAUCGAGGAAGAUUACGAUACCUGUAUAGAUAAUUUGAUGGGACAGUUGCGACAGUUACCACCGAUGCAGAUAUUGGAACCCCAGCUGCCACGCAAUUAUGGUGUCUGCUCGGUGUUCGGUACGGGGGAUCUGUCCAAGUUUACCAACCUGAAAGGCUAUUCGAUCGCAUCUGGUGAUCUUGAGGGUAGUUACGGCGAUGCACAAAUCCCAUCGGUGGCGGACUUUUACAACACGAAACCGUUCGGCAUAAAGGAUCCGCCACCGGAACCGACGCCCGUUUCCAUACAUCGAGGAUUUUACGAUCAGGAGUUCGCACCGAUCAAGUUCGAAAUGGAGGAACGCCAGCGGUAUGAGUUUGUGCGCGACCGUGAGCUUGAUUCGCCCGAUACGAUCAUCAGCACAUCGAGCCCGGAAUGUAUACGAUGGGAUUCUCCGGUCGGAUUUCCGGGUCUCCGGUUGAUCAAGGAAGAACCGAGCGAAGACGAUCAAACGACCGUGUACCGGCAGAUGUCACCAGUGGUACCGAUACUGGCGCCGAUUCCAAUACGCUUGCGCAAAGGCAUCACACUGUCCGUCGACACGGUGCGUGCUAAUGGCACAGCGAAUAACACGGACAGUAACAAAGAAAACGAAGGAUUCAAGGAUGUGCUGGGUGUGAAGUCUCGCUUUGGACCACCGACACCGCUGAAGGAUACCAGCAAUGUAACGGUCACGCUAACGCUUACCUCAUCGGCCGUUGAUGAUAUAUUCGGUGUGUUGCGCGAUCUGGCCAAUAUGCUGGAGAUCCCGCCACCCACUACGUAUCAGAUAGUGGAACGCACCGUAUCACCGACCAGUCAAAAGCUUGGCCUGUACCGUACGAAAGGUAGAGAUGGCAAGGAAGGCACACCGAUCGACAUUCAAACCAUCCUGAAUGGAUCGGCCCGCUUUUGUCGCCAUUGCGAUGUGGUGAUACUGAACAACAUAAUCAUCGCAAAUGCGUCCGAGUUCCCGCUGCUAACCGGCAGUGGAGACAGCACUAAUCAUGAGCUAGAAUCCGAGGAGCUCUACUUCUGUGACGAACAGUGCUAUCGGCAGUUUAAGUGCUGUCCAACAAACAUUCUGGAAGAGAGUGGACGAAGCAUUGCCGCUUCACCUUCCGGUGGAGAAGGUAUUGUAACGGUGAAUCACAAACUGGACAAAAAUCUACCGACCACUGACACUCUGCCAGAGAGUGGUGGCAUUGUGGAUAUUAAGCAGGAAGUGUUGGAUGAUGUGGAAAUGGAGGAUGCAAACAGUGCAAAGGAUACGCAGCACGGUAGUGCCGACCGUAAGAAGAAACAUUCGGAUGAGGGUAUAGAGAAAGACGUACAGUCCGGCGCACCGCCAACAAAACAGAUGAAGGGAGUCCGGUACAAAGUGUACACGCCCAACUGCUUCGGUGUGCAGCGCUUCAAGAAGCCGAGCGAAAAGGAAAUCACGGAAACACUGUUCCGGAUGAGCAUCACUGUGACACCGUCGCCAAAGAUGCCGGACGAUACGCGGCGCUGUAUCUUCUGCCAUACGGUCGGCGAUGGUGUAGCGGAUGGGCCGUCCCGGCUACUCAACUACGACGUGGACAAAUGGGUACAUCUUAACUGUGCCCUCUGGUCGGACGGUGUGUACGAAACCGUGAACGGUGCACUGAUGAACCUGGAGAACGCGCUACAGCAAAGCUUAACCUCGGUGUGUGCCUUCUGCAACAACCUUGGCGCAACGGUGAAGUGUUUCAAGACGCGCUGCGCCAACGUGUACCAUCUGAGCUGUGCGAUGAAGGAUAGUUGUGUUUUCUACAAGAACAAAUCCACCAUGUGCCAGACGCACGCACCGAAGACGGAGAAGGAUUCGGAGCUGACCACGCUAAGUGUACAGCGCCGGGUGUACGUCGAACGGGACGAAAGCCGUCAGGUCGCGUCGGUAAUGCAUCACUCAGAAUCGAACAAUUUGUUGCGCGUGGGUAGCUUAAUCUUCCUGAACGUGGGACAAUUAUUACCGCACCAACUGCAAAGCUUCCAUACGCCAAAUUACAUCUAUCCCAUCGGCUACAAAAUAAUCCGUUUCUACUGGUCGAUGCGCCGUCCGAAUAAGCGCUGCCGCUAUAUUUGCUCGAUCGCAGACGUGUGCGGGCGUCCAGAGUUCCGCGUGCUGGUGCAGGAAACGUCCGAGGAAGAUAUCGAGUUGCGCGAUGCAACGCCGAAAGCCGUCUGGCAACGUAUACUGGAACCGAUGGCGCAACUAAGAAAGAGCUGCCACAUUGUGCAACUCUUUCCGAAAUACAUCACCGGCGAAGAUUUGUUCGGAUUGACCGAACCGGCGGUGGUACGCAUCUUGGAAAGCUUACCAGGCAUCGAAACGCUCACCGACUAUCGGUUCAAGUAUGGGCGCAAUCCGCUGCUGGAGCUACCGCUAGCGAUCAAUCCCUCCGGUGCGGCCCGAACCGAACCAAAGCUAAAGCAUUCGCUGUCGUGGAAAAAGCCCCACACACAGCGUACCGGUUCCGUCAGCCAACGGCCAACGUUCGUGCCGACUAGUUCACCGGCCGGUGAAGUUGCCUGUCCCUACAGCAAACAGUUCGUACAUUCGAAAAGCUCCCAGUACAAGAAGAUGAAGCAGGAGUGGCGCAACAACGUUUUUCUCGCACGUUCAAAGAUCCAGGGACUCGGGUUGUAUGCGGCACGCGAUCUCGAGAAGCACACCAUGGUGAUCGAGUACAUCGGCGAGGUGAUACGGACCGAGGUGUCGGAACUGCGCGAGAAGCAAUACGAAGCGAGGAAUCGCGGUAUCUACAUGUUUCGGUUGGAUGAGGAGCGUGUAGUCGACGCAACGCUUAGCGGUGGUCUUGCGCGAUACAUUAAUCACUCUUGCAACCCGAACUGCGUAACGGAAAUAGUGGAGGUAGAUCGGGAGCUGCGAAUCAUCAUCUUCGCCAAACGGCGGAUCAACCGUGGGGAAGAGCUGUCCUACGACUACAAGUUCGACAUUGAGGACGAUGCACAUAAGAUAUCGUGUAUGUGCGGUGCACCAAACUGCAAGAAAUGGAUGAACUAAGCACGGCAAAUGCGCGUAAAGCGUCUGCAUUUUUUUACACACCAUGUUACCUCGUCAUCAUUGCAGUUGUAUGUAAUUUAUGUGAAUGUUGGGAACCUAUUCCGGCAGGUAUAUUAUGCCUGUUUUCUUUCGUUAGACAACCAGCUCUGCUGCAAUCUUGUAGGCCACAGCAAUAUUAUAAUGAAGAAUGCGUUUGUAAUGUGUCAGAAAUGUGCAAGAAUACGUGUAUGUAAAUGUGUUUUUUUUUUAUGUUUUAGAUAUUUCUUUUUUCUUUUCGUUUGUUCUUAUCUAUGUUAGGAGUUGGCGUUGGAUUAGCGUACGAAAUAGAAGGAAAAUUAGCUUUUAGAAAGCAAUGGUAAAUAUUGUGUAGUUGGCAGUUAGUGUAUGCAUACUGCUCGAAGGUUUACGAUACGAUAAGUGAAUAGAACAAUAAGGUGAUAGUGAAUAAAGGAUAAAGGGAAACAGUUAUUUUAAUGACCAUGUUACAGCAUCACGCACGUUAACGGAUACAUCUUGACCUUCCCUGAAGAGAAGCAAACAUUAGGAUCAAAGGCAUAUAUACACUCAUAAUAUAUAUAUACACACAUAAGAAUCGUGCAUAUGUCUAUGCAGAGUAUAUAUAUAUAGCUACAUAUAUAUAAAUAUAUAUUUUCGGACGAUUAUUUUAGCAAGCAUAUUUUGCUAUAUACAAGAAAAUAAUGUCGAACAAAGAAUGGUAAUAUUGGUGAAGCGUGUGCAGCUGAGAAACUAACACUAACAAAUUACCUAAUUAUUAAGCUUUCGUUUAAAAAUUAUACGGCGCCGCAUGAGCAAUUUCAGAAAUGUUAUUAGACGGUAUAAUAAUUCACAAGUGGACGGUACAGGAUCAUUAAAAACUGUGAAUGCGGUUGCGAAAGUGAGUGAAGCCUUACUCAUUCGACAGGAAAAAACACCCAUUUGUGGUCCCGUUUUCCUUUUGCAUCUCCUUUUUAUACACAGUACUACACAUGUUACUAGGCGGACAAGUUAGUGGAGCUCUUUAUAGGACUAGGAACAAAUAGGCAAACAACAAAAUGAAACACAAGAUGUGGUGAAAUGUGUACUAAAAUAUGCAAAUUAAUAUAACAAACACACAGCAGUA
Messenger RNA from Anopheles funestus (African malaria mosquito), 21681 nucleotides. RefSeq names its product histone-lysine N-methyltransferase 2D-like. Lineage: Eukaryota; Metazoa; Arthropoda; Insecta; Diptera; Culicidae. The coding region runs from base 588 to 20561 and encodes 6657 amino acids. Gene Ontology annotation, molecular function: transcription coactivator activity; histone binding; histone H3K4 methyltransferase activity. Gene Ontology annotation, cellular component: nucleus; MLL3/4 complex. The record is from RefSeq and is a predicted model, not a curated record. Gene Ontology annotation, biological process: positive regulation of transcription by RNA polymerase II. The transcript is spliced from 18 exons.